AUGAGGGACAGAGCUCGGAUACCGUUGCUGGCGAGGUCCGUCAAGGACAGAUUUACCUUAUAUUUGGGCGGAGCAGAUCCUUGGGCUGCUCGAAGCUGGUUGAAGAAUUUAGAGAGCACCUUUGGGUACCUGAGCUGCUCGGAUGAGGAGAAAGUGGAACUGGCAGCGUAUCAUCUCCGGGAUCAGGCAGUCACAUGGUGGGACAUGCAGAAGACGAUCUUUGGAGAGCAGCGUAUCACAUGGGCGAUAUUCCGAGACACAUUUGAGCGGCAAUAUUUCCCAGCGACCUUCUGUCUAGCUCGACGCCAGGAAUUUCUGAAUCUCAAGCAGGGCGACCGGUCAGUGAUGGAGUACAAUGCUGAAUUCUGUAGGUUGGCAGAAUUUUUUCCUCACUUAGUGGCACAAGAUUAUGAUCGUAUGCAACAGUUCACUCAGGGCCUUGCAGCAUACAUUCGGAUCCGGAUGUCAGGAUUUCCAGGUAGUUCCUAUCGGGAGGUUCUAGAUCGAGCACUAUUCAUAGAGAUGACUCAGCAGCAGGUAAAUCAGGAGAAAGGACAUGAAAAGCAGUUGUCACAAAAGAGAGGGAAUAAAGGUCAGAGUUCUCGGGCUCCUUCCGGAGGAUCUUCUCGGCCUCAGAAGACUGGGCGAACAUCGGAUGGAGGGGGAAUCAUCCUCUUAGUCACGUUCACAGAGGAGAUCGCAGAAGACUUAGAGUGCCCCACGUCAGCAACGCCCACAGCCUUCUCAGGGACAGAUAUAUCAUGUGCAGGGUCAGGAACCAGCGACUACACAGUAUUCUGCCGCAGUGUCUUCUCAUCAGGCAUUUCCAGCACAACAGGAUUGUCAUCCACAUCAGCCUUACUCAGCAUAUUAGCAGCAGCCUCAGUCUCAGUAUCAGCAGCCAGUUCCCGCACCUACGAUGCCAGCGCAGACCACUUCAGGGAUACCACAGCCGAGCUCAGAGAUUUAUUGAUAGAUACUGGUAGUUCCCAUUCAUUCAUAUCUCGAGUAUUUCUGGGUAAAAUCGGGAGAUUGCCUAGUCGUCGGACACACGGGCUGACAGUAUCUCUACCCUCUGGCGAGGUAUUGGAGAUGGUGGAAUUUGACAUUAUAUUGGGCAUGGAUUGGCUGGCCAUGAACCAUGCCACAGUUGACUGCAGAGCGAGAGUAGUCACAUUCCGACCUCCCGGUCUACCAUCGUGGACAUUCAUCGGAACUGGGGGUGAUGGGAUAUUAGUCAUAUCAGCAAUGCAAGCGAGAAGAUUACUGUUGCAGGGUUGUCAGGGAUAUUUGCUGUCCAUGGUUAAAGCUGAUACGGAUGCAUUACCACGACUCUCGGACGUUUCUAUUGUUCGAGAAUUUUCAGAUGUAUUCCCUGACGAACUCCCCGGGUUGCCUCCUAAAAGGCAAGUCGAGUUUACAAUUGAGUUGGUUCCGGGAACCGCACCGGUAUCCAAGACCCCCUAUCGCAUGGCACCAAAGGAGUUAGAGGAGCUGAAGGUUCAGUUGCAGGAGCUGUUGGAUAGAGGAUUUAUCUGUCCCAGUGUUUCUCCGUGGGGAGCACCACUGAAUGCGGUCACUGUCAAGAACAAAUAUCCACUGCCACGUAUAGAGGUUUUAUUUGAUCAGCUGAAGGAUACCUGUGUAUAUUCAAAGAUUGAUUUGCGCUCAGGCUAUCAUCAGCUCAGGGUUGGAGAUGCGGAUAUUCCGAAGAUAGCAUUUCGCACUCGUUAUGGUCAUUACGAGUUCUUGGUAAUGCCAUUUGGGCUUACCAAUGCCCCAGCAGUGUUCAUGGAUCUGAUGAACAGAGUAUUCCUCGAGUACUUGGAUCAGUUCGUUAUUGUGUUUAUCGAUGAUAUUCUCGUAUAUUCCCGAUCUGAGGAGGAACACAGGCGACAUCUUCGCAUAGUUUUGGAGAUGCUACGACGAGAACACCUCUAUGCGAAGUUUAGUAAAUGCACCUUUUGGCUACCUUCGGUGGGUUUUCUUGGACACGUUGUCUCCAGCAGAGGUAUAUCUAUAGAUCCACAGAAGAUUGAGGCCAUCACUAGUUGGGAGAAGCCGAAGACAGUACAGGAGAUUCGUAGCUUCUUGGGAUUAGCUGGGUAUUAUCGUAGCUUCUCCAGCAUAGCCUUGCCAUUGACACGAUUGACCCGGAAGGGAGAGAAGUUUAGCUGGACAAAAUCUUGUGAGCAGAGCUUCCAGGAGCUCAAGCGGAGGCUUGUUAUUGCACCAGUGUUAGUACUCCCCUCUGGCAUGGAUGGAUUUGUACUCUUCACAGAUGCAUCAUAUCAGGGAUUGGGUGCCGUACUUAUGCAGCGCGAUCGUGUGGUGUCAUAUGCCUCACGUCAGCUGAAAGAUCAUGAGAGGAAUUAUCCAGUUCAUGAUUUGGAGUUGGCAGCUAUCAUCUUCGCACUGAAGAUUUGGCGACAUCAUUUAUAUGGGAUCACCUUUGAGAUUUAUACAUAUCAUAAAACCAAAGUGGUGGCUGAUGCUUUGAGCAGGAAAUCCCGUGGAGUUUUGGCAUGCCACCGAGUGAUGGUUACAGAGUUGAUGCAGAGCUUCUCUGAGUUGGGGUUGAUGGAGCAAGCACAGACAGAGCGAGGCUUGCUAGUCACCAUGGUUGCUCAGUCACCUAUAGUGGAGCGUAUCAAAGAGGCUCAGGUUACGGAUCAGCAUCUGCAGUUUUUACGUAGCAGAGUUACCUCAGGACAGCAGACAGAGUUUACCUGUGAUGAUAGUGGAAUUCUGUAUUUCCGCGGCAGAUUAUGUGUCCUUGAGUCACAUCCUGUUCAGGAGGACUUAUUACGGGAAGCACAUCGAUCUAGAUUUGCGAUUCAUCCAGGAGGUACUCGCAUGUACAGGGAUCUGAAACGAUCAUACUGGUGGAAUGGUAUGAAGAAGGAUAUUGCGGCAUUUGUGGCGCAGUGUUUAGUUUGUCAGCAGAUUAAGGCAGAGCAUCAGAGACCAGCUGGGUUAUUGCAGAAGAUAGAAAUACCGGAAUGGAAAUGGGAGCAUAUCACGAUGGACUUUGUGGUAGGACUACCCCGGACCCGGAAGGGUCAUGAUGCGAUUUGGAUGGCACCAUUCGAGGCAUUAUAUGGCAGAGCAUGUAGAUCUCCUACUUUAUGGGAUGAGGUUGGAGAAUCGUCAGUCUUGGGCCCCCAGAGUAUUCAGCGAGAUGCAGAGUUGGUUGGCACCAUCAGACGCAGAAUGUCAGAAGCCCAGGACCGACAGAAAAGCUACGCGGAUCGGAGAUGGAGACCUUUAGAGUUUUUUGUGGAUGAUCAUGUGUUCCUGCGAGUGUCUCCUACCAAGGGAGUUAGGAGAUUUGGAUUAAAAGGGAAGUUAGCUCCUCGUUACAUCAGACGCUUUCAGAUACUUGAGAGGAUCGGUGAGGUAGCAUAUCGACUGGCGCUGCCUCCUUCACUUGCCGGGGUGCAUGAUGUAUUUCACGUAUCUAUGUUGAGGAAAUAUGUACCACACCCUACGCAUAUUUUGAUAGAUGUCUCGAUCACCCUUCAGCCAGAUGUAACAUAUGAGGAGGUUCCAGUGCGGAUAUUGGAUCGUAAGGAACGCCAGCUGCGAAACAAGACAAUCCGAUUGGUCAAGGUUGGAUGGGAGCAUCAUUCAGAUGACGAGGCAACCUGGGAGCUGGAGGAUGAGAUCCGAGCACGGUACCCGCGGUUGUUUGAUGAAGGUAUGUAG
This is a messenger RNA of Zingiber officinale, 3708 nucleotides long. RefSeq lists its product as uncharacterized. The coding region runs from base 1 to 3708 and encodes 1235 amino acids. The transcript is spliced from 7 exons. The record is from RefSeq and is a predicted model, not a curated record. NCBI's taxonomy places the organism in Eukaryota, Viridiplantae, Streptophyta, Magnoliopsida, Zingiberales, Zingiberaceae.